Nymphalis io (European peacock) is the source of this 1025-nucleotide messenger RNA. RefSeq lists its product as uncharacterized. NCBI's taxonomy places the organism in Eukaryota, Metazoa, Arthropoda, Insecta, Lepidoptera, Nymphalidae. The coding region runs from base 76 to 975 and encodes 299 amino acids. The record is from RefSeq and is a predicted model, not a curated record. The transcript is spliced from 6 exons.
CUACAAACAUAUUGUAUGUUGUGUAAGACAAAUUCGAUUUUUCGUAUUAAUUUUUUUUAUUGAAUAAAAUUUGUAAUGAAGCAUUUACGUAAAGUAAGAAAUAUAGUAAUCAUUUUACUUGCAAUAGUUUACAAUGAAGAGUGUACGAGAAAUAAUUUUCAAAAUAUAGAUGAAAAAUAUUACAUAGUCUCAGAAGCGUACAGAGUGGCUAAAAUCCUAUUUAUCCAAGGUCGCACAAACUACGACAGCUUAAAAAAAGCAUCCCUAUACGUGAUGAACACAUUUUUAGAUCUAGUGCACAUCAUGAAUAAUGAAAUGGCCAAAGAGUUGAGAGGUGCCGUCAUAAAAUUUUAUAAAAUUAAAUAUUUUCACGACUUCACCAAUUACGUGAUAAGUUUAGAAGAGGCGACAGAUUUAAUAGAUCACUGUCUCAUUGACCCUGUCGAGAAAAUAGACAAUAUACGAAAACAGUUUCACGAAGUCAUUAAUAACUUCGAGGAUGUCAGGCAAUUUGACACGGUCAAUAAAUGUAUUGACGAACUUCCAGAUGAAGUUGCAGCUGCUCAUUGUAUCUUGCACCAAGCUGUUCUUUUCAAUGAAACCAUGCAAGAGAGCCUAAUGUCCAUCGUGGAAAUAAAAACUUAUCAGCAUGCGAAAAAGAUGAAUGCAUCCAUCUACGAGGUGCAGACUUGCUUAAACGAUUUAGUACCAUAUUUCUUCGAACAAUUGCUCGUGGAAUCUUAUACAGAUAAAUGUAAAUUUCUGAGAGUGAUAAACUCUUCAAUCGAGGAUCUAUUAAAAGAUAAAUGGCGAAACAAUACAAAUACACAGUUCCCUAAGAAAUGGAGCCCUCUGGUUGGAUUCCUUAAAGAGAAAUCCUUUUCAACGCUAAGGAAUAUACAGCAGUCCUUGUUUGUAACUCUAUUAUCUACAAAUUUAACUUCUUUGGAUAUUCUCAAGACUUUGUACUCCUAAUAAUGUUGUAAACAUAACAAUAUUGAAAUUAUUACGUUAAUCAUAUUAUA